AUGCUUGUCUCCCUGACCGUCGGUAAGGUCGACGCAGGAGUCACAGUGCUGCUGACCCCAGACAAACGCCUGAUUGAGUUCCCGUCCAUCCUGCUGCCUCCCAAUAUCUCCUCCGGUAGUAUCGUGGACAUCACCGUUGGCCGCAACACCACAAAGGAAGCCGCUGCCGAAGACCAGUUUCGCUCUCUCCAAGACCGCAUCUUCCAGUCCUUUGGCGCCUCCGAGCCAGCUGCGCCAAUCCUGCGCUGCCGCAAUGCGACGCAGACUUCCGUUGUCCUGGAAUGGGACCCUAUCGAGCUCGCUACCGCCGACUUGAUAUCUCUGAGCCUGUACCGCAAUGGGCAAAAGGCCGGCAACAUCCCGCGGCCGCUGGAGAUGCACAGCACCAAGAUCAGCGGCUUGGCCGUCGACACCGAGUACAGCUUCCACCUGGUUCUGCGGACAAGCGCCGGCACGCGAGCAAGCGAAAAGGUGGUCGUACGAACCCACAAGAUGACGGAUCUGAGUGGAAUCACCAUCACAACGGGCAUCUUGCCGGCCGCGACGAGAGAGAGCCUGACCCGAGCGGUGGAGCGAAUCGGGGCCAAGAUUGUCGACGGCGUUCGCAUCGACACGACGCACUUUGUCACCACAGAAGGCAGAGGAACGGCCUGGGAGAAGGCUGUGGAGAACAACAUCCCCGUGGUGCGGCCCGAAUGGGUGACGGCCUGCGAGCAGAAUGGCAGAAUCUUUGGCGUGACCAAGUUCUAUCUUGACGUUAUGCGGCCAGGACCCCCCAGCGACGACCAGCUGCCUCCUCCUCCGGCAAAGGACCUGCCUCCCAAGGACCUGCCGCGACGACCAUCGCCGCAAGAGCAAGAAGCAGCUGGCAAGAAGUCUCCAGAGAGCAGGUCUCCCCCGACGGGACCAGCACCACCAGCAACACCUCCCAACGGGAAGAAGAGCCCAGAGAGUGGAGCCGAGGCUGGAUCCCAGGCACCCGCAGACGCAGAAAACGAGUCCGAUGCCCAGGAAGAACAAGAAGAAGGCGAAGCAGCAGAGCCAAAGGCCAAAUCCACAGAGCAGAAAGCGAGGACCAACGAUCAGGCCGAGCAAAAGGUCCGUCUAGAAGACGUACAGGGACAACUGCGACCCGGCGGUUCGCAAACAGCCAUAGUGGAAGAAGUUGCUGAGGGCGAGGAGGAAGACGAAGACGAGGACGAAAACAAGCCAGCAUCGCCGCCAGACGGAGCCUCAUUCCAAGAAGUGGAGCUGUAG
Molecule: messenger RNA, 1257 nt
Organism: Trichoderma asperellum CBS 433.97
Lineage: Eukaryota; Fungi; Ascomycota; Sordariomycetes; Hypocreales; Hypocreaceae
Biological process (GO): conjugation with cellular fusion; Golgi to plasma membrane transport
Cellular component (GO): trans-Golgi network; exomer complex
Molecular function (GO): protein dimerization activity
Source: RefSeq, a predicted model, not a curated record